Molecule: messenger RNA, 1748 nt
Organism: Lotus japonicus
Lineage: Eukaryota; Viridiplantae; Streptophyta; Magnoliopsida; Fabales; Fabaceae
Product: aluminum-activated malate transporter 2-like
Exons: 6
Coding region: 70-1491 (473 amino acids)
Biological process (GO): malate transport
Cellular component (GO): plant-type vacuole membrane
Source: RefSeq, a predicted model, not a curated record
UGAGACCCAAGUAACACUAUCAAAGGUUCCUAGUUCCUGGUUGCACAUUUUCUUCAGUGCAUUAUUAAGAUGGAAUCUCCAAACACAAACCAGGAGAAAGCAGGGGUGCUUGGUAGAGCAUGGGAACAUGUAAAGGCUUUGCCUGAAGUCCUUAGGAAGAAAGUGUGGGGCAUUUGUAAGAUGUCAAAAGAGGUAGCCCAAGAUGAUCCUAGAAGAGUUAUUCAUUCACUAAAAGUGGGACUUGCAAUCUCACUAGUGUCUCUAUUCUACUACUAUCAACCACUAUAUGAGAAUUUUGGUCUUUCAGCAAUGUGGGCUGUGAUGACUGUUGUAGUUGUUUUUGAAUACACAGUUGGAGCCACUCUUGGAAAAGGUUUGAAUAGGACAAUGGCAACUCUAGCAGCUGGUGCUCUUGGCGUUGGGGCUCAUUACCUAGCUAGCCUAUCUGGGGAAACAGGGGAACCAAUAUUGAUUGGCUUCUUUGUAUUUGUACAAGCUGCUAUAGCAUCAUUUAUAAGGUUUUUCCCCAAGGUGAAGACAAGAUAUGAUUAUGGGAUUCUUGUAUUCAUCUUGACAUUCUCUUUGAUAUCUGUAUCUGGAUUUCGUGAUGAUGAAGUAUUGGAAAUGGCACACAAGAGGCUAUCAACCAUUUUUAUAGGGGGUUCUGCUUGUGUAAUGAUCUCCAUUUUUGUUUGUCCUGUGUGGGCUGGGGAAGAAUUCCACUAUUCCAUUGCUGAGAAGUUGGAAAUCCUUGGUGACUUCUUAGAAGCAUUUGUAGAUGAGUACUUCACAACAUCAAAGGAAGGAGAUUCUAAAGAUAACAAGUCUUUCCUUGAAGGUCAUAAAAGCAUUCUCAAUUCCAAAAGUUCUGAAGAGGCUCUGGCCAAUUUUGCAAGAUGGGAACCAGGUCAUGGCAAGUUCAAAUUUCGUCACCCAUGGAGUCAAUACCUCAAAAUUGGUGCCCUUUCUCGCCAAUGUGCAUAUAGAAUGGAGGCUCUAAAGGAACUCCUCAAUUCUAAUACACAAGGAUCACCAGAAAUCCAUUGUACAAUCCAAGAACUGUGCUCAGAAAUGAGUUUGGAAUCAAGCAAAGCUUUGAAGAAACUAGUAGUAUCAAUCAGAACAAUGACCAUGGCAUCUUCUGCCGAUAUCCACAUUGCAAACUCAAAAGCUGCACUGAAGAGCCUCAAAUCAUUGCUCCAAUCAAACUUAUGGAAAGAAACAGACCUUUUCUCACUUGUGCAACCAGUAACAGUGGCUUCACUGCUAAUUGAUAUUGUUGAGUGCACAGAGGAAAUAGCAGAUUCAGUGAAUGUUCUCGCUUCCAUUGUGGAUUUUGAUGUUGAAGAUGCAGAUGAAAAAUCUCCCAAGACAUCACAAUCUCCAAACUCUGAAUGUGCUAAGAAUGAUAAUAACCCCCAUGUCGUUAUUCUUAUUGAGGAGCCAGUUUUGUCUGAUUGUGGAAAAACAACAUCUGAUCAACAUAAGUAGUUUGAUAAUUGAUAUAUUCAUGGAUAUGAUUAUCAUAAUCAUGACUUCAACAUUAGAUCAGAACUAAUAAUAAAACAAAAUUUAAUGUGUGUCAUAUAAAUUAAUUACCAUUACCAUAUGGAUUAUGGAGUAUCUUAACUAUAUCAAUGUUAAUUUUGUAAUCUGAAAUUUCAAAUGGUUACUUUGGGCAUGUUAAUACCCUUUUGUAUACCUGUUGAUUGAUAUCAGCAAUAUUUAGAUGUGAUGCAUCUUGUCAA